AAACAACACAAGCUAAACCGGCUACACAACUAAGUUGAACAUAGCAGUAGUCACAUUCACUCACUGCCCAUAAUGGUUGUGUACAUUAUCGUAGAAUAUAUAUUUAUAUCCAUUAUCUGCAGUGUGAUAUUUCUGAUCGUUACCGUUAUCGGCGUUAGACUGUGGGUGGAACCGAUCAAAGCGAAAUGUAAAUGCAAGACAAAACUAAACGGCAAAGUCGCCCUCAUCACAGGUGGCAACACCGGCAUUGGACUGGAAACCGCCAGAGGCUUAGCGAAAAGAGGAGCCCAAGUUAUAAUAGCCAGCAGAAACGAACAGAGAUCCAAACAAGCAGUGACUGACAUCAUAAGAACAACUGGAAACCCCAAAGUCGAAUACAGACAUCUAGACUUAUCGAAAUUCUGGAGUAUUAGGAAAUUUGCUGAAGAUUUUAACAAAGCGUUCGACAGACUGGACUUCCUCGUCAACAACUCUGGUGCGUUAGGCCUGAAGGAGGACCUGAAUGAAUAUGGCAUAGACACAGUUACACAAACCAAUUACCUGGGACCGUUUCUUCUCACCAACUUGCUCCUAGAAAAAAUGUUACAUUCAAAGCCUAGUCGUAUCGUAAUAGUCUCGUCCUAUGCGCAAAAACUGCACAGAUUUGAUAUAAACGAUAUAGUUGGUAAUAGAAAACUAGGUGUUUACAUUAAAUAUAGUAAUACAAAAGUGUACGAUGUUAUGUGGACUAAAGCUUUGGCGAAACGAUUGCCUGAAGGCGUUACGGCGAACUGUUUACAUCCAGGUGGUAACAUCGGCAUUGGACUGGAAACCGCCAGGGGCUUAGCGAAAAGAGGAGCUCAUGUCAUCAUAGCCAGCAGAAACGAAGAAAGAUCCAAACAAGCAGUAUCUGACAUAAUAAGAACAACUGGAAACCCCAAAGUCGAAUACAGACAUCUAGACUUGUCGAAAUUCUGGAGUAUUAGGAAAUUCGCUGAAGAUUUUAACAAAGCGUUUGACAGACUGGACUUCCUCGUCAACAACUCUGGAGCGGCAGGCCUGAAAGAGGACUUGAAUGAAUACGGCAUCGACCCAGUAACACAAAUCAAUUACUUGGGACCGUUUCUUCUUACCAACUUGCUUCUAGAAAAAUUGAUUCGUUCACAGCCUAGUCGUAUCGUAAUAGUCUCGUCCUAUGCACAUAAACUGCACAGCUUUAACAUAAACGAUAUAGUUGGUAAAAGAAAACUUGGUAUUUGGAAGAAGUAUUGUAAUACUAAAGUUUACGAUGUUAUGUGGACAAAAGCUUUGGCGAAGCGAUUGCCCGAAGGUGUUACGGCGAACUGUUUACAUCCAGGUAUUGUGAAAACUGACAUUUUCCAUAGACUACCGAAGCGUAUGAAAGAUUUUCUGUUAUCAGUUAUUAGUUUAAUGUUCAAGACACCAGAAGAAGGUGCACAGACCUCCAUACAUCUGUGCGUAGCACCUGAACUAGCCAAAGUGACGGGCAAGUAUUUCUCGGAUUGCGAAAUAUCUGAUCCAGCAAGAAUAACCAAAAAGGAAGAAAUUGUCGACCAAUUAUGGGAAGAGAGCAUGUUGUUGGUGGAAAAUAAAUUUUAG
Messenger RNA from Chilo suppressalis (striped riceborer), 1599 nucleotides. NCBI's taxonomy places the organism in Eukaryota, Metazoa, Arthropoda, Insecta, Lepidoptera, Crambidae. The record is from the annotation of a GenBank genome assembly.